AUGGAGCUGGAAAGAAAGCGGAAGCGAGAGGCCGCGCAGGGCCUGAUCGCCGCCAUGCUUGACGAGGACACCGCGAGUCCUCCCGAGGAGCAGGUCAAGAAGGCGCCUUUGCAGGAGCUGCGAAAGGAGCAGGAGACCGCCGCCAUCAAGCCAGACCCCUCGCGGUGCCAGGCGAGAACAUGGAAGGGCGGCCAAUGCUCUCUUAGGCCCUGCUCCGAGCAUCGGCUGUGCCACUCCCACGAGCGCCAGCUUUGCUCCGCGAGGGGCCUGGCGCAGGGCUUCGUGACGGCGCCGCUCCGAGCGACGGCCGUGGAGCCGGGGGCCUCGAGCGAGGGGCGGGUGCCGAAGGCCCAGGGCAUGGAAAGCCAUAGCACUGGAUUUGGCCACGAGUUUCUAUGUCAUCACCUCCUGAAGAUGGUGGCGCCCUGCGGUUCAGGCGCCUGCUACCCCUCCGGCAACGUGGACUGCCAGAUGUCCAUGUGGGACGAAUGGUCUCCCUGCACCGCUCGCUGCGGGGCUGGCUCCAAGACCAGGGAGCGGAGAGUCAUCUCCGAGGCUCUGGCAGGGGGCCACUCUUGUGAGGGACCGCUGAAGAUGAUGGAGAGCUGCCAGGUGGGCCAGUGCAACAUUGUGGACUGCCGCUGGGGAGAGUGGGCCUCCUGGUCCGACUGCUCCUGCGAGUGCGGCGGCGGCACCAAGCGCCGGACCCGGGCGGUGAUGGAAGCCCCGCGCAACGGGGGCGCCUCCUGCCAACCCCAGGCGAUGGAGGAGGCCUUCCCCUGCAACACUCAGCCUUGCGGUCAGGGCUGCGUGGACGGCCAGUGGGGCGCCUGGGGCUCUUGGACGGAGUGCUCGGCGACCUGCGCCAGCAGCUACCGAUCGCGCAGCAGAAACUUGGACAUCCAGCCGAGCGCCUGCGGCAAGGCCGCGGGCGGGCCCCGGGAUCAGUUCGAGUUGUGCACAGACCUGCCGCCUUGCGUGCAAGACACCGACUGCGAGCUGCACGACUGGGGCCAGUGGUCCCAUUGCAGCUGCCAUUGCUUCGGCAUCCGCGAGAGGAACCGCUACAUCUCCCACUUCGCCACGGGGAACGGCAAGGCCUGCAAGCUCGCGGCGCUGAAGGUCAUCGAGCCAUGCAACCCGGGCCCGAUCGUGCCCUUCAACCCUGACGCCCCGAGCGGGCGCCGCCUCCUUCCCGCGUUCAACAAGCUGCAGGCGCCGCCGCUGGACUGCCAAGAGAAGCCCCCGGUCAACUGCGAGCUGCACUUGUGGGACGAGUGGACCCGCUGCUCCCGCGACUGUGGAGGUGGCCAACGGGAGCGCAGCCGCACUGUGAAGACGGCUCCCAAGCACGGCGGCCAGCCCUGCGAGACGGACUUGACGACGGUGGAGCCCUGCAAUGAGCAACCCUGCCAUCAGAUCCACUGCGAGGACUGCAUGUGGGGCGCGUGGAGCACUUGGGGUGCCUGCAGCAAGUGCGGGGGCCAGAAGUACCGGCACCGCUCCAUCGCGCAGAUGGCGAACCAUUGCUACAAAAUCUUUGACAGGUGA
This is a messenger RNA of Effrenium voratum, 1551 nucleotides long. NCBI's taxonomy places the organism in Eukaryota, Dinophyceae, Suessiales, Symbiodiniaceae. The record is from the annotation of a GenBank genome assembly.